Messenger RNA from Gongylonema pulchrum, 573 nucleotides. The record is from the annotation of a GenBank genome assembly. NCBI's taxonomy places the organism in Eukaryota, Metazoa, Nematoda, Chromadorea, Rhabditida, Gongylonematidae.
AUGUUCGCUGGAGCAGUUGUGCUUGUGGUCCUUAGUCCGAAAUGUGUGCUGAAGAAGGAACCGGAAUGGUGGCGCAAGCAUGUAAGCUAUCAGAUAUUUACACCUUCAUUCCGUGAUUCCAACAAUGAUGGGAUUGGCGAUUUCAGUGGGAUCAAGGAAAAACUCAAUGAUUUACGUAAAGUUGGGAUACAAACAAUUUGGGUGACACCUGUGAUUGCUACUCAGAAGGACGACUUCUUGCCACUAGAUGUGGUAGAUUUCGCGAGCGUUGAUGAGCGUUUUGGUACGACGAACGAUUUAAAAUUAUUAAUUGAUGAGGCACAUCAACUAGAUAUGCACUUUACCAUGGAUCUACCUAUAUCAACAACCUCUGCUUCUCACAGCUGGUUGGAAUAUUUCCUUUUUGUUUAUCCACUUGCAGCAAAAGAAUAUUCGUAUAAUGACGACUCUAAUAACAAGGCUUUUUCGUCCCUCGAUUAUUCUUCUGCGUUUUUUCUUUCUAAUAAAGCAGUUAUUGAUAAGCGCAAAGGUCGGGAAAUUUUUGUUGGGCAUGCUUUACGAGGUGUACCGUAA